ACCCACUACACUAUUACAAAGUCUCCACACCAGUACUAUCUGGUUUGUGGGAAUUAACUGUGUUUAAGCUUUCUCAACAUAUAUUCCUCAAAGCACACACAAAAAAAUUCCACCCAUGUUAGACAACAGUGCCUCUUGUGAUGCACCACCAUCUUCUUCUGAUUCCCCCUUUGCAUUAUCAGAAAAUGAAAAUGGAGCAGCUAACAAAAGAAAAAGAAGACCAGCAGGCACACCUGAUCCAGGUGCUGAGGUUGUGUCUCUCUCACCCAAGACCUUACUGGAAUCUGACAGGUAUGUGUGUGAGAUCUGCAACCAAGGUUUUCAGAGAGACCAGAACCUUCAAAUGCAUAGGAGAAGGCAUAAGGUACCAUGGAAAUUGCUGAAAAGGGAAACACAAGGGCAGAAGAGGAGGGUGUUUGUUUGCCCAGAGUCAAGCUGUUUGCACCAUGAUCCAUGUCAUGCCCUUGGUGACCUUGUUGGAAUCAAGAAGCACUUCAGAAGGAAGCAUAGCAAUCAUAAGCAGUGGGUUUGUGACAAGUGCUCAAAAGGGUAUGCAGUUCAAUCUGAUUACAAAGCACACAUCAAAACCUGUGGCACCAGAGGCCAUUCGUGUGACUGUGGCCGUGUCUUUUCCAGGUUUCUGGUUGAGAGUUUCAUAGAACAUCAAGAUGCCUGCACUGUCCGGCAAUACAGGCCAGAGUUACAAGCACUUCAACCUGCUUGCUCUUCUCGAACAGCUUCAAGCACAAGUCCAUCUAGUGAGGCAAAUUUUAGCAUAACCCCAUUGCAAGGACUACCACUGCUAAAACCAGUUGAUCAGAUACACAAUAAGCUCAGCACCACGAAUAACCAGCAUAACUUAGAACUUCAGCUCUUACCUUCUUCAAUAAAUUCUCAAGAAAAAAGAAACUCAAAGGAAAACUUUGAAACCCACUUGAAACUUUCAAUAGGUUCAUGUAGUAAUGACAAAGCAAGUGAAUCAGAGAGACCAGGGUCAGAAACAAAUAGGAGCCCACCAGCUGCAGAAAUGCAUGUGAAUGAUUCCACAUUGGAAGUAGCGAGUUUGAAAGAGUUUGCUGGUGAAGAACUCAAGUUGGCCAUGGCAGAAAAUGCUUAUGCAGAAGAGGCUAGACGAGAAGCUAAACGUCAAAUUGAGAUAGCUGAACUUGAGUUUGAGAAUGCCAAAAGGAUAAGGAAACAAGCACAAAGUGAGCUUGGAAAAGCUGAAGCUUUGAGAAAGCAAGCCAUUAAGAAGAUAAGCUCCACCGUUAUGGAAAUAACGUGCCAAUCUUGCAAGCAACAGUUCCAAUCUUCAACUGCUGGGGUUCCAUCAGAAGAGACAUCCAUUGUAAUGAGUUAUAUGUCCUCAGCCACCACAGAAGGGGAAGCAGAAUGACAUAUACAGUAACCAAAAUCUGCCUAAGGGAAAGACAAUAUUGCUGGAAACGUUAACCACAAGAAGUUCUUUUCUGAUUCUUUUUCCUUCCUUUUUUUUUUUAUUUCUUUUAUUUUUUUUUGGCUC
Molecule: messenger RNA, 1522 nt
Organism: Gastrolobium bilobum
Lineage: Eukaryota; Viridiplantae; Streptophyta; Magnoliopsida; Fabales; Fabaceae
Product: zinc finger protein SHOOT GRAVITROPISM 5
Exons: 3
Coding region: 116-1396 (426 amino acids)
Cellular component (GO): nucleus
Molecular function (GO): DNA-binding transcription factor activity
Source: RefSeq, a predicted model, not a curated record